Molecule: messenger RNA, 2340 nt
Organism: Rhinolophus ferrumequinum (greater horseshoe bat)
Lineage: Eukaryota; Metazoa; Chordata; Mammalia; Chiroptera; Rhinolophidae
Gene: CCDC38
Product: coiled-coil domain containing 38
Exons: 12
Coding region: 133-1443 (436 amino acids)
Cellular component (GO): centrosome
Source: RefSeq, a predicted model, not a curated record
CACUGUUAUAAUGGAAUCUCCUCUUUUUUGGUCGCCUUGUCACGUUCUGGGUAAAUGUGGUAGAGAUUAUUGUCCCUACUUUACAGAUAAGGAAACUGAAGCUCUGUCACCUGCAGAGGGCCAGGAGACAAAAUGUUACCACAUUUAUCCCCGAUACCAUUGACUCCUGAAGAGAAACUAAAAGAUGACUCACUCAAAAAGGAGAGGCCAUAUAGGAUCUUUUUUAAAGAUCUCUUUCUUUACAAAGAAGAUGAAACUACAAGGAAAAAGGAAAAUUUUUCGAACCGCAACAUGAAAGUCCACCAAAAGUCUACUUUCUCAUCUCGAAUGAAGAGUCGUUCACACCUGAGCCAAAUAAUGUUUUACUCUGACACAGUUGGUGGAUCACUUGCAAAAUUUGAGCUAGAUCCCACUCUUAUUCUCAGAUUAACAGAAGGUAAACACAAAAAGACUGUCCAUGAAUUCAUUAAUGACCAAAGAGACAGGUUUCUGCUUGAGUAUGCUCUGUCAACCAAAAGAAAUACAAUCACAAAGUUUGAUAAAUACACAGCAACGAAGGAACGGCAACUCCUGAAAGCAGAAACAAAGCUCCAAGAAGAUGCAAUGGCCUUUGAAGAAUUCCUUCGAGAAAAUGACCAGAGAUCUGUAGAUGCCCUUAAAAUUGCUGCACAAGAAACUAUAAACAAACUCCAAAUGAUGGCAGAGCUAAAGAAAGCAAGUAUGGAGGUACAGGCAGUGAAAAGUGAAAUAUCAAAAACAGAAUUCCUCCUUAGAGAGUAUAUGAAAUAUGGAUUUUUUCUGCUAAAAUUGUCUCCAAAACAAUGGCAAAUCCAGCAAGCGCUGAGAAAGGCGAAGAUGUCAAAGAGUAAAGAAAAUAUGAGUGGCGGUCUUGCAAAAAGAUUAACAAAAUUAAAUACAAAGAAAAAACAGAACAGUGGUGAGGGCACCAAGGGGAUAUCAUUUAUAGAAGACUAUCCUCUGGGAAAAGGGAGCCAAGGUAAUGUUUUCUGCUCUCGUUCUCAAUCUCAGGAAAAACUGAUAGACUCUCUUAGUAAAAAAAUUAAUCAAGUUUACAAAGUCUGCAUUGGAGAUGGAGAUGUUGGCAGCCUCGACCCUAUUCAAAAGCUGGUAAAAGUAGAGUCUCGCCUGGUGGAACUGAGUGAUCUCAUGGAAACCGUUCCCAAAGAAAAUGUGGAGGCAAUUGAGAGGAUAAAACAGAAAGAACGACGGCAAAAGUUGCGUGAAGAGAAAAUGAAAGAAAAACAAAGACACCAGGAGGAAAGGCUAAAAGCUGCCCUUGAAAGAGCAGUAGCACAACCAAAGAAAAAGCUGGGAAGACGACUUGUCUAUCGUUCAAAACCUCCAUCCAGUGACAAACAGGAACUAUUUUUAAUCAAGGAUACAAAAACAAAACCAGUAGAGGAUGAAUAUUUUUUCACUUGAAUUGAAGCAGUAAUGUUUUAGGUAUAUUUUGUAGAUUUUGGCUUUCAAUGAUGGCAAUAUUCUUCUAUAUAUGCUGGCCUACCCAAUUUGAAGAAAGGCUUUGUUCUCCAGGUUAUAAGAUUGGGAAUGGGAGUUAUUUUGUUUUGUUGUUGAAGCCUUUUAUUACCCAUAUUUUAAGUAUUAUUCUAAACAUUAUAUAUCUACACGUUGAGUUGUCCCAGUUGGGGAUUCACAUCUAAAGUCUACUGAUGUAACUACAUGGUGAACGAUCACUAAAUUGCAGCAGUGGCAUUCUCUGUCAACAUCAGACUUUAAAUGACCCAUUUAAAGUCUGGUUGAAAAAACCAGUCCACAGGAAAGUUCACAGUACACAUUUUAUCACCGUGGAGUAGGGAUUUUAAUGUUCAACUCUAAUACAUCUUAAGGGUUUUUGAGGAGUUUAAAACUGAAAUGAAAACUACUAGGUUAUGUUCUUAGAAUAUAAUUGUAAGACUGGUUUUUAACUCACAUUAAUGAGUUCUGUUCAGAAAAUUUAAUUCUCUUAAGUGAACAAACCAUGUCUUCAGCCUAAAUGUGUUUACAAUUUCUGUUGUGUUCUAUAUCCACAAUCAUUUAAAUUUUCAGGUGAUGUUUCAAUUUUAGCUAUAAUAUGUGUACAUUAUUUAGCUUAUGCUGAUAUAUUAUGUAAUUUGUCAACUAAGUAAAAUACAUUAUAUAUUUAAUUGUAAGAAAAUGUUUAACUUUAUACAUGUUAAAAAUGGCUCAAAAUAACUUUAAAAGCAGUUGCUUUUAAAAGGUCUCAGUUAAUAUAUAAUUACAAGAAAAGGGAUGAAAUUCACCUUUAUAAACAUAAAGCAUAUAAAUAAUUUUCCCUUUUAGAAAAAAAUAGAGUAUUGG